Molecule: messenger RNA, 759 nt
Organism: Medicago truncatula (barrel medic)
Lineage: Eukaryota; Viridiplantae; Streptophyta; Magnoliopsida; Fabales; Fabaceae
Exons: 1
Coding region: 1-759 (252 amino acids)
Source: RefSeq, a predicted model, not a curated record
AUGUAUAUCAUAGAACUCAAAGUUCAACAGAAUUUGACAAACAUGAUUAAUAACUACAGAAAAACAAAAAGGAAACAGUUGAACAAUCAUUAUGAACGAAGCUUCCUCAAUAAGAUUUCCUUUCAAGAUAUGAUUUGCAAUCUGCAGUUGGAUUCACCUAUUGUGGACUCUCUGAGUAUCCCUUCUCAUCUGCAUUCUGUCCUAAACAUGAAGGUAGCCGAUUUCAUCUUGGACGGGAACCGGAACAUUCCUCGUUAUCUAAUUCAAAAGAAGGAAAGUCUAGCUAGGCAGAUUCUCACUGUGACUCUCCCUACAGAAGACACGUCUGAAAAGUUGAAUUGGAGGGGUUCUAGUGAUGGAGAGCUGACUUGUCAAAUAACUUACAGCGCUCUGCGUGUUUCUGGACCAGCUUUACGGUGGUGCAAGCUAGCUUGGAACUCUUUUGUCCCUCCCACUAGGUCCUUUGUUUUCUGGAGGUUAGCGCAUAACAGGUUACCCACGGAUGAAAACCUUCGUAAACGCGGUUGUAAUAUUGUCUCUGUGUGCUGGUUUUGUCGUCACCAUGAAGAAAUCUCAAAUCAUAUAUUUUUCAGCUGUCUGGAAACACAAAAAAUAUGGAAGUGGCUGUGUGCAGGGACUCAUCAGACCCUUGACUGUUCAGACUGGCUUCCGUUAAUCUCUAGCUGUGUUGGUAAUUGGAGCAAAGCGGUGCAGCAAGUCUUAAUAGCAGCAGUUCUGCACACAGUUUGGAAGAUUUGA